Messenger RNA from Vitis riparia (riverbank grape), 1812 nucleotides. RefSeq lists its product as uncharacterized. The record is from RefSeq and is a predicted model, not a curated record. Bases 67 to 1536 code for a protein of 489 amino acids. The transcript has 3 exons. NCBI's taxonomy places the organism in Eukaryota, Viridiplantae, Streptophyta, Magnoliopsida, Vitales, Vitaceae.
GUUAUCACCGACCUAGUGGUGAAACUUCGCGAGUCGCAACUGUACUGGGCUUGCAUCCUGAUCGAAAUGUCAUGGUUGGCUAGAUCCCUGGCGAACUCUCUGAAGCUCGACGAUGAUGACGACGGUGCCACCAGUAAUGUCACCGAUAAAGAAUCACUGUCCGAUAGAAAAUCGGAUGAUGAGCAACAGCAGAUCGAUCCAGAGACUCCUACUGGGCGAGGUGUCAAAGAAGAUCUAUCAGAGCUCACCAAAACCCUAACCCGCCAGUUUUGGGGCGUGGCCUCCUUCCUCGCUCCUCCUCCCACCUCCCCUCGGCAUGAUCAGAUCUCUGAUUCCAACAGCCGGGAACCGUCCGAUGAGGCUCCGUUCGAUGAAUCCUCGCCGGAAGAAUCUUCCGAUCCAGUGGGAAUUGCGGGAAUACGCAGCGAUUUAUCGGAGAUUGGGGGGAAAUUUAAGACUGGAAUCUCCAAGCUGUCGAAUAACAUGGCUGUUUCGGAGAUUACCAAGAUUGCUUCGAAUUUCCUCCAAUUUGGAUCGGAACAUGAAACGGUGGACUAUAAUUUGGUCGGAGGUGCUGUCGGCGUUACCGAGGAAGUGAUGGCUUUCGUGAGGAAUAUAGCAAUGCAUCCAGAAACGUGGUUGGAUUUUCCUCUGGUUGAUGAUGAAGAUUCAGAUGAUUUUGAUAUGUCUGAUGCUCAACAAGAGCAUGCUAUGGCUGUUGAACGUCUUGCACCAAGAUUAGCUGCACUGAGGAUUGAACUUUGCCCAGGCUGUCUAACUGAGGAUUGCUUUUGGAAGAUAUACUUUGUGCUUUUGCAUCCAAGACUCAGUAAACACGAUGCUGAACUUCUAUCUACUCCCCAAAUAGUGAAGGCAAGAGCAAAGCUGACACAGGAGUUACAGAGCCGAACUAAGGCAAAGCCAGAACCAGAGUCUGAGAGGGGCACUUAUUUGAAAGAAACAACUAAUCCACCUCAUGAAGAGCAUCCUUCUGUGCCAUCUAGUUCUCAAUCUGAAUCAUCACCAUUGAAGACAUCUUCGAUUGAAUCAGCUACUUCCAUAGUUGCAUCUGAUUUUCCGACUGAGAAACGUACAGUCCUAAGUACUAAAGUUCAGAUUGUUGACAAGUCUGUUGUUGAGGAAGGACCAGUAAAAGAGAUCAAAAAUCAAGAUUCACUAUCUGGUUCUUCCUCUCGAAUAUUGGAUGAGAAAUAUGAGGAUGAUGGUGAUGAUUGGCUGAAGGAGGAAAGUUCAGAAAUAGUUGGUGCUGGCAGAGCUACCAUGCCUCUUGUUAACGAAGAGGAUGUAUCAUUCAGUGAUCUUGAGGAGGAUGAUGGAGAUGCGCCUACAAGUUACAAGAAAGUAACAUAUGGCUCGGAUUCCUCAACCAAAGACUCGCGAGAUUGGGUUCAACUUAUUAGCAGCUCUGCUGACUCAGCUAAGGAUGCUACUGGAUCUGAGAAGGUAAGUGCUCAUAACACUGAGACCAAGGAAUCCAAUGAUUGGCUCGAUGUUGAUGAUAUUGAUGUUGUUUGAUGGCACCUGUGAAAGCCUUAAAAAUUUCUGGCUAAUGUGAUUUAUCCUCCACUUUUUUUUCUUCAUCUUGUGGAUAACUUGUGUAGGUUUCCUUUGUCUACAUUAGGCUUUGGAAACCCUAUCUGUGUACAUAAAGCCCUCUGGAUGUUUAUUUGCAUAUGAAAAAUGUAAUUUUAUGUGAGACACGUUGAUGACAGAAAAAAGUGAAAAUUGAGAACCAUCCAAUAAACCGUCAUCAUAAUAAUCUGAUUUGGGAGUUGCAUGUUAAUAGUAUGA